Molecule: messenger RNA, 2069 nt
Organism: Carya illinoinensis
Lineage: Eukaryota; Viridiplantae; Streptophyta; Magnoliopsida; Fagales; Juglandaceae
Product: omega-3 fatty acid desaturase, chloroplastic-like
Exons: 8
Coding region: 317-1684 (455 amino acids)
Biological process (GO): lipid metabolic process
Molecular function (GO): oxidoreductase activity, acting on paired donors, with oxidation of a pair of donors resulting in the reduction of molecular oxygen to two molecules of water
Source: RefSeq, a predicted model, not a curated record
GAUUAGAUUAACGGAAAGGAGACAGAUGCUGAGAAAGUGAGGGAAAAACUUGAGGUCGUUGUUCAAAGACGGGUCCAGAGCUAUAUUAUAGUCUUUGUUAAAGUUUGUUUACUAUUAUUAUAAUAUUUAACUAUAUAGAUUUUAUAUUUCAAUUUGUAUUGUCCUUGGAUAUUUACUUUCUGAACUCUUUCCGUUAUUAAUACCUUUUAUUUCCACCUCCCUCUUCCGUCUCUAACUUUCUCUCUCCUUAACCUGAGAGAGACGAAGAAGAAAACCCACACCACAGAAACCCUGGUGUGCGACUGCGUUCUCUCUAAUGGCGAGCUGGGUCUUAUCAGAAUGUGGCUUAAAGCCUCUUCCUCAAAUUUUUUCUAGACCCAGAACUGGACCCAUCUCGUGCAAGCCCUCAAAGAUCAGAUUUUUGCAUUCAAAUAAAACCGGGACAGAUCUCAAAUGUUUUUCUACAAAAAUUUUAAAUGGGUGUUUUACAGAGAGAAACUGGGGCCUAAAAGUGAGUGCCCCACUGAGGGUUGCUUCUGUCGAAGGAGAUGAAGAGCGGAAACAACGAAUCGAUAGCGCUAAUGGGUUCAAAGAAGAAGAAGAAGAACCGAAGUUCGACCCCAGCGCGCCGCCACCGUUCAAGUUGGCUGACAUUAGAGCCGCCAUUCCGAAGCAUUGUUGGGUGAAGGACCCGUGGAGAUCCAUGAGCUAUGUGGCUAGGGAUGUUGCGGUGGUUUUUGGGUUGGCUGCUGCCGCGGCUUAUUUUAACAAUUGGUUUGUUUGGCCUCUGUAUUGGGCUGCUCAGGGGACUAUGUUUUGGGCUCUUUUUGUUCUUGGCCAUGACUGUGGCCACGGGAGUUUUUCAAAUAAUCCCAAGUUGAAUAGUGUCGUGGGGCAUCUUCUGCAUUCUUCAAUUCUUGUACCCUAUCAUGGAUGGAGAAUUAGUCAUAGGACUCAUCACCAAAACCAUGGGCAUGUUGAGAAUGAUGAAUCGUGGCACCCGCUGUCAGAAAAAAUUUUCAAGAAUUUGGACAACAUUACCCGGACUUUGCGAUUUACUGUACCUUUUCCGCUAUUGGCAUACCCUUUCUACCUGUGGAACAGAAGCCCUGGGAAAACUGGCUCCCAUUUUGACCCAAAAAGCGACUUGUUCGUUCCCAAUGAGAGGAAAGAUGUGAUUACUUCCACUGUCUGUUGGACGGCAAUGGCUGCUCUGCUUGGGGGGUUAGCCUUUGUAAUGGGCCCUGUUCAAUUGCUUAAACUUUAUGGUGUUCCAUAUUGGGGUUUUGUUAUGUGGCUUGACUUGGUCACCUACUUGCAUCACCACGGUCAUGAAGACAAAUUACCAUGGUAUCGUGGAAAGGAAUGGAGUUAUCUAAGAGGAGGGCUUACGACGAUUGAUCGGGACUAUGGAUGGAUUAACAAUAUACACCACGAUAUUGGAACCCAUGUCAUCCAUCAUCUUUUUCCUCAGAUACCACACUACCACUUAAUUGAAGCUACUGAGGCAGCUAAGCCUGUUCUUGGGAAAUAUUACCGGGAGCCAAAGAAAUCAGGACCUCUGCCGUUUUACCUAGUCGGAAGUUUGAUAAAAAGCUUGCGACAAGACCACUAUGUUAGUGACAGUGGGGAUGUUGUGUACUACAAAACUGACCCCAAACUUAGUGGCUCAUCAUCUAAGUGAAGUAAAAGCUUCCAAUCCAUUCUUUCAUUACAACUAGAAGAGGUUCUCAAGCCAUCCAUUUGACCCUGGAUUUCCUUGCUUACCUUGAUCUAUCGUCCUUCAAUUAGGCGUAACCCCUUCAUGGCAUAUGAAUUUCUCAUGCCAAGGGAGAGCUAAUGCCUGACAACUAUGAAUUAUAAUAGCUGCAUGUUUUAGAGCACAAGCCAUAUGCAUGUCAAUUUGAAAACUGUUGCUGUAAUAGGGAAGGAAUUAUGUGUAUUUAAUUCUUCUGGGGGGGAAAUAAUAUCCCUCAGCAAAUAUAUUAUGUACCAUUUAUAAUUUCAUAAUUGAUGAACAGUCAAGGGGAAAGCACUGAAGUGAAAGGAUAAUGAUUGUGUUUGAGAUA